Molecule: messenger RNA, 927 nt
Organism: Loxodonta africana (African savanna elephant)
Lineage: Eukaryota; Metazoa; Chordata; Mammalia; Proboscidea; Elephantidae
Product: olfactory receptor 13A1-like
Exons: 1
Coding region: 1-927 (308 amino acids)
Biological process (GO): G protein-coupled receptor signaling pathway
Cellular component (GO): membrane
Molecular function (GO): G protein-coupled receptor activity; olfactory receptor activity; odorant binding
Source: RefSeq, a predicted model, not a curated record
AUGGCUGUGGGGAACCAGACAGUGACUAUGUUUGUCCUACAGAGCUUCACCCAGGACCCCUGGCUUGAGGUGGCCCUCUUCUGCCUCUUCUUCACCCUGUUCACAGUGGCCUUGGGGGGAAAUAGCCUGAUCAUUGCAGCCAUUUGCUGCAGCUCCAGUCUGCACAUUCCCAUGUACUUCUUCUUAGUCAACCUUGCUGUGCUGGACAUGGUCUGCACCUCGUCCAUCCUGCCCAAGGUACUGCAGAGCCUGAUUGCAGACAGCACCAUCUCCUUCAGAGGCUGCCUCAGCCAGAUGUUCUUCUUCACCUGGUCACUGAGCUCUGAGCUGCUACUCUUCACUGCCAUGGCCUAUGACCGUUACCUGGCCAUCUGUCGGCCGCUGCACUAUGGCGCACUCAUGAGUGGCAGGGCCUGUGUGGUCCUGGCAGCCUUUGUGUGGGUCACUGGUGUGUUCAACGCCUCCCUGCUGACCGGCCUGGUCCUGCGGCUGAAAUUCUGUGGCCCCAACGUCAUUGCACACUUCUUCUGCGAGAUCCCACCUGUGCUGCUCCUGUCCUGUAGCCCGACCUUCCUUAAUGAUGUCAUGACCAUCACUGCAGACAUGUUCCUGUCAGGCCUGAACUUCACGUUGACCAUGGUGUCCUACAGUUGCAUCAUUGCCAGCAUCCUGAGCAUCCGCUCAGCCAAGGGCAAGCGCCGUGCCUUCUCUACCUGCUCCUCCCACCUCAUUGUGGUCACCUUGUACUACUCCACUGUGCUCUACACCUAUGUCUUGCCAGCCCUUGGCUCCACUGGGCUCCUGGACAAGGCUGUUGCUGUCCUAUACACCACUGUGACACCCACGUUGAACCCCCUUAUCUACACCCUGAGAAACAAGGAGUUUAAAGCAGCCCUUAAGAAACUCUUCCCUUGUUCCCCUAAAUGA